Rhipicephalus sanguineus (brown dog tick) is the source of this 3173-nucleotide messenger RNA. RefSeq lists its product as uncharacterized. Lineage: Eukaryota; Metazoa; Arthropoda; Arachnida; Ixodida; Ixodidae. Bases 313 to 2799 code for a protein of 828 amino acids. The record is from RefSeq and is a predicted model, not a curated record. Gene Ontology annotation, cellular component: nucleus; spindle; kinetochore. Gene Ontology annotation, molecular function: protein serine/threonine/tyrosine kinase activity; ATP binding; protein serine/threonine kinase activity. Gene Ontology annotation, biological process: mitotic spindle assembly checkpoint signaling; chromosome segregation; peptidyl-serine phosphorylation. The transcript is spliced from 21 exons.
CGCGUCCGUUUUCAAAUCUACGUAGUCGCAGUUUAUCAAAAUUUUAUAUUUUCUGUAACAGACUAAUGUCUUUGGCCUUGAUUCGCACUGUGGGGAGCAAUUUCGGGUGAAUAGUGUUGUACAAGCUUUGUGUAAAGUGGGUUUAACCAGUUUAACGUUAAAGGUUACGUGCUUGUGGCCCUGCGCGCCCGUGGAACGCUCUGCUGCAGUGCACGCGCCUGCCGUGGCUCUGCGAACGGCAGCGCUUGGACGCCACUAACGAAACUUCAGUUGGGCUGAGCUGCCUUGUGUGCCUCUGGGCUUUGCAAGGUCAUGCAAACCACCACACCUCUCUCUCGAGCGCCUGCUUCGCCUUGCUCGUCACUACCUUCUGAUCGGCCAAGGUCAUUGAAAGACAAGCACAGUAACAGCCAUGGCUUUACAAAAAUGACUUCUUUGUCAAGUUCGCAACAUCCACUGCAGUACCGGACUCCCAGAAACGAGAAGCUUGUACACGAUGUAGGUGCUGGUUCACGGCCUGGCCUGUUUAAAACUCCACCAUCGAAGUCAUAUUCAGACUUGUUGAAGACUAGGACUAGCACAGAACAAAGCACAGGCAGCAUUUCUGGAUUCCGGAUGGCGUUGUGCUCAGGCAGUGGCUUGAGUACACCAUAUCGGUCGGAGAUUGCAGGAGACUUGGCCAACAACCGUUCAAGUACUCCAGAGCCACCUUCACCUGUUAACCAGGCUUCACAGUCUAGAGACUUGUUGAAGACUAGGACUAGCACAGAAAAAAGCACAGGUAGCAUUUCUGGAUUCCGGAUGGCAUUGUGCUCAGGGGGGGGCAGUGGCUUGAGUACGCCAUAUCGGUCGGAGAUUGCAGGAGACUUGGCCAACAACCGUUCGAGAACUCCAGAGCCACCUUCACCUGUUAACCAGGCUUCACAGUCCAGUUUGCAGUGGCUGAGGGGUUCUGUGGGAAAAAAUUCGGCCAGCCUGUCUGAGCUCAAGGCUUCUCUUGCUGCUGUUGCUCAGCAGUCAUCUGUUUCUCAGCAGUCACCUCGGCGAUCAUCUGCUUCACUCCUCGGAACAUACAGCGACACCUCUGGAUCCAUACAUUCAUAUCGUCCGCGUACUCAAGGCUCCAGAGGUAUUACACCUGGCUCUUCUUCAAAGGUAUUGAAGACUCCCGAAUUAUUUCGGAAAUGCAAGGAUGAGCCAUCACUUUUCAAUGUGCGAUUGCAGCUUAGUGAUGACAGUGAUGGAUCCGAAAACGAAAAACGAAAACCAGGUUUUUCAGAUGUCCCAGUCAAGCGUGGCAGUGGCUGUCCCAAACGCUUUCCUUCCACAAGCACUUGCCACAAAAGGAACCCUUCAAGUUCUGUUCCACCUCAGAGCUCAGUUCACAAACUAUCUGCUGCCAAGGGGCCCUUGUCUGGCAUGCGCAAGAAUGGGGCAUACUCCAGUCAACCACAGCAGCUGCAGCAGCAGUGCCCUUCAAUGAGAUGCAGGAGGUACUGGAACGUCCCCCAGCGACAUUCCAGCAAAAUAGGAUGUGUACCCUCGAAGGCAUCACACGUUGCCUUGGCUGAAGGAGCUGCAUUGGACUCCUUGCUUCCAUCCAAAGCUGCAUCUGUGAAGAGUGAACCUAGUAACUACAAGGGUGCAGGACCGCCUGUAGAAGAUGGAGCUUCAGGUGGGAGACCCUGCCGGGCAGCCCUUGAGGAGCACAAUGAUGUACUGCACAGCCAUCAACCUGAAGCUCGGCAGGUACUGGAAGUGUCUCAGCAUUCAAAGAGGAAGAGCCUUCUGAGUGUGCUGCUUGACGUCAAGCCCCCCACAGAAGAUUUCUACAUUGAAAUAAAUGAAAAGAGGUAUCACAUGCUGAGCCUCAUCGGGAGAGGUGGAUCGAGUAAGGUGUUCAUGAUGUUCGACCACCGAAAGGAUCUAUGUGCCGUAAAACUGGUGAACUUGGCAGAUGUGCCACCAAGUGUGAUGCAGGCAUACAUGCAAGAAGUGGCCAUUCUGAAGGCACUGCGAUCUUGUGACCGCGUGGUUCGUCUUUUUGACUGUGAGCUCAACAAAAAGGACAAGGUGCUGGCUUUGGUGAUGGAAAAGGGGGACCAGGACCUUGCAACUGUGCUCAUGAACAGGAAGGGCAAUCUUGGUCCAGUCACUAUCAAGUUUUACUGGUCAGAGAUGCUGCAGGCAGUCAAGGAAAUUCAUGACAAACGUGUGGUGCACUCUGACCUGAAACCAGCGAAUUUCCUGUUCGUAGCUGGGAAGCUGAAGUUAAUAGAUUUUGGCAUUGCUGACAAAAUUCAAGAGAAUGUUACCAGUGUUCUUAAAGAGUCACCGAUGGGCACAUUGAACUUCAUGUCCCCAGAGUCCAUCCAGUACACAUCUCAGAAGCAAGGGAAAGACUACCUCAAGAUAGGUCUCAAGUCAGAUGUCUGGUCACUUGGAUGUAUCCUGUACAACCUUGUCUACGGGAAGACGCCCUUCCAACACAUAUCAGCGACUCAUGCCAAGCUGUUGGCCAUUGUUGACAAUAGACAAGCUAUUGAAUUUCCUGAUGUCUCUGACCCUCACCUUUUAGAUGUUCUCAUGAAAUGUUUGCGCCGUGAUCCACAGAGGAGGCCUUCCAUAUCGGAGUUGCUUGAACAUCCAUACCUUGUAGAAGAAGUGAUGCCAGUAGCAGUCAAGCAGUGCAAAGACCCACAUGUCCAGUCGCUGAUUAGUGAAAUUGAGAACCUGUCCCCCGCAAGUGUCAAGAAAAUGAAAGAGAUGCUGAAGUCAAUGAGGAAAGACAAACCUUGACUUUCAUCGCAGGCAUGAGAUUUGCCAGGAUUGCAGUGGUUUUUUUUCUUGUGGUUCGACAGAACAGUGUUAGGCAGUGUAACCUUUCACAGGGAAAAAUGUUUAAAUCUGUAGCAUCCAUUGAAUGUAGCAUGUUUCGCAUUCAAAAAUGCUUUCUGUGUGUGUCUCUCUCUCUCUCUGUGCAUGUGUGUGUGUUUUGAACAGGCACAUUAUAAGACAUCCAAGCAGUGAUUGCAUCAAUUACUGCUUGGGAUGUCUCAGGGUGUGGUGGUUCAAAACAGUGUGUAAUAUUUUUUACAUUUUGUACAUAGCUGGUUAUACAGCCUCACUUAAGUUUUAUAGGGGAUUGAGUGGUGUAUCAGAUAAAAAAUAAA